AUGUUAGCUGUUGUCUUCUCCGUAGCUCGCUCUUCGCGCUUAAGUCGUGAUUUGCAUACCCAGGCCAGGGAUGAGCGAGAAUACGAAGUGAUGUGCUUCUCGACAUUGCUAUGGGAGGUAAAAGUUCUAUUGAAGCAUAAUCAGAGGAUCGUUCCAGAACAAGAAGCGAACGCUCCCACCGCCUACUUUAAGGCGCAGAUAAGGAUGCAUGCAAGCUGUGACUGA
This is a messenger RNA of Talaromyces marneffei, 225 nucleotides long. RefSeq lists its product as uncharacterized. Lineage: Eukaryota; Fungi; Ascomycota; Eurotiomycetes; Eurotiales; Trichocomaceae. The transcript is spliced from 5 exons. The coding region runs from base 1 to 225 and encodes 74 amino acids. The record is from RefSeq and is a predicted model, not a curated record.